AAUUCUCUUACCACCUUAGUAAAAGGAGGAAAAAAAAAAACAGGAGAUCUCACAUCUGAGUGAGUGUAGCUUACACGCCUCCAAAAACGUCUUCACGUAGAUCACCAAUCGCCGAACCAGAACUAAGGAAGAAAGGAAAAGAAAAAGGAAGAGGACCGCGAAAUGUCGAGGUUUAAUGUGGCGCCGAGAGCGGUGAUGAUGGUGGUUUGUAUGUGGAAGGUGGCGAGCUGCAUGCGGUUCGACCUCGAAUCGGGCCACUCCAAAUGCAUAACAGAGGACAUCAAGAUGAACGCCAUGACUGUCGGCAAGUACUCCCUCAUCAAUCCUAACGAAGGCUAUCCAAUGCCUGACGAUUACAAGCUCACUGUCAAGGUGAACUCGCCUCAGGGACACAACUAUCAUCACUCGGACCAUGUCGAAUCGGGUAACUUUGCAUUCACAGCAGCUGAAUCAGGUGACUACUCGACGUGUUUCUAUGUGUCCGACCUCAGGCCCCCGAGGACGAUGGUGAUAGAUUUCGACUGGCGGACGGGCUUUGCCGCCAAGGACUGGUCUAGUGUUGCUAAGAAGGGUAACAUCGAAGCAAUGGAAGUCGAGUUGAAGAAGCUGCUGGACAAGAUCGCAUCCAUUCACGAGGAGAUGUUUUAUCUUCGCGAGAGGGAGGAAGAGAUGCAAAAGCUUAACCGGUCGACCAACUCCAAGAUGGGCACCUUCAGUUUCCUGUCACUCCUGAUUUGCUUGUCCGUGGCCGGUCUGCAAUUCUGGCAUCUUAAGUCAUUCUUCGAGAGGAAGAAGCUCCUUUAAGCCUCCAUUCUAAGACUCAACAACCCGUUAUUUGAAGCAGUGUCGCAUGCUUUUACAGUCCCCAUCAUCCCAUUUUGCAUCUGCUUGACGCAGAUUUGAGCGGGGCAAUUAAACUUUCAUUGAUCCCACAUCGGAUCGGACUAUGAUCAUGGAUCUACAAUGAUGUUCGUAGCCUUCAUAUUUGUACAUUGGUCAUUGGAUUAUAUUUGGAAGCUGUAAUAACCAAUUGAGCAUCUCUGUUUAUGCUAA
This is a messenger RNA of Rhodamnia argentea, 1053 nucleotides long. RefSeq names its product transmembrane emp24 domain-containing protein p24delta9-like. The transcript is spliced from 4 exons. The coding region runs from base 163 to 804 and encodes 213 amino acids. Gene Ontology annotation, biological process: intracellular protein transport; Golgi organization; endoplasmic reticulum to Golgi vesicle-mediated transport. Gene Ontology annotation, cellular component: COPII-coated ER to Golgi transport vesicle; endoplasmic reticulum; endoplasmic reticulum-Golgi intermediate compartment. Lineage: Eukaryota; Viridiplantae; Streptophyta; Magnoliopsida; Myrtales; Myrtaceae. The record is from RefSeq and is a predicted model, not a curated record.